AGGUUACUGGUCGUUUACUUUCGAUAUUAACUGCAUUGGACCUGAGAGCCGAAGCAUACUCUUCUUAAAACUCUGGACUAAAUCACCAAAAAUGAGAGCACUCAUCACUUUUGCCCUGUUCUGUGUGCUGUACGUCACUGUACAAGGGAAAACAUCCAGCCCCAAGGUCCAGGUGUACAGCCAUUUUCCUGGAGAGUAUGGAAAGGAGAACACCCUAAUCUGCCAUGUCAGUGGCUUCCACCCUCCUGAUAUCACCAUUGAACUGCUGAAGGAUGGCGAGAUUCUCCCAAAUACCCAGCAGACUGACCUGGCCUUCGAAAAGGGCUGGCAGUUUCACCUUACCAAGAGUGUCACUUUCAAACCAGAGAGAGGACAGAACUACGCCUGCAGUGUUCGACACAUGGGCAAUAAAAAUGUCUACUCUUGGGAGUCCAACAUGUAAAGCUAAAACAGUCAAAGGCGGAGAAAGGACGGAUAAUUUCACAUGUUUUGGACUUUUUCUAUCAUCUACAGAAACAAAAAAAUCCUGCUAUUCAAUAUUACAAACCUGAUGUUGCUCAAGAAGCACUAUUCAUACAGCAAUUCCGCAAUUCAUCGAUUUUAGCUUUUUCUUGAGUUACCAUCUUUUUCUUCAUGAGUGUAAGGAUCAUUUAACCAAAAUAGCUGCUACAUGUUUUUGAAUAAGUUUUGAUCAGUUUCCGGGUUCUUAUACUGUUUCAUUCCUCUCUGUGUAACUUCUGUGUAGUUUUCAAUAGUGGGCAAUAUCUCUGCCUAUUUUGGGGCUUUAUUUUGUAAUUAAAUACAAAUUUCACAAUCAAUUUUCUCUUUAAAACAAAUAAGACUAUUGCAAACUGGGUAUUUAAUUAAUAUGGAUAAUUCAAAUUUGACACCUUUCAGAGAAAUGUCAUUCUAAGUGUCGAAAAUAAAGUUUAGAAAACCUAA
Messenger RNA from Sinocyclocheilus anshuiensis, 942 nucleotides. It is a transcript of the gene b2m, whose product is annotated as beta-2-microglobulin. The transcript has 4 exons. The record is from RefSeq and is a predicted model, not a curated record. NCBI's taxonomy places the organism in Eukaryota, Metazoa, Chordata, Actinopteri, Cypriniformes, Cyprinidae. Bases 92 to 442 code for a protein of 116 amino acids.